Molecule: messenger RNA, 585 nt
Organism: Entrophospora sp. SA101
Lineage: Eukaryota; Fungi; Glomeromycota; Glomeromycetes; Entrophosporales; Entrophosporaceae
Source: the annotation of a GenBank genome assembly
AUGACUAAAUCAAGAGACGUUAUCAGCGAGAUAAAGAUAGAUCAUAAAGUAAUUACAGAUCUUUGGGAGCGAUUUCAAACAACAGCAGUAGAAAGUGAAAAACAAAAAAUAGCAAACUCGAUUAUUCGUGAAAUUGCAGUUCAUUCUACUUGUGAAGAGAUCGUGUUGUAUCCUACUUUUGAGAAAUAUUUGAAGGACGGAAGUCAAUUGGCCGACCAUUCACGAGAAGAACACGCACAAGUAAAAAAAGAUUUGUAUGAAUUGGAUAAAAUGAAAACCAGCGAUGCCGGUUACCCCAGUCUUAUCGGAAAAGUCAUGAAAGAACUGUUUGAACAUAUUAAGGAAGAAGAGGAUACCAUCCUCCCAAAAUUCCAAUCAGCUAUUAAUCAUGAUGAAUUGAACAGCUUGGGCAAAUCAUUCGCUAAUACUCGUUUAACUUCUCCAACUCAUCCUCAUCCUAGUGCUCCUGACAAACCUCCAGCUGAAACUAUCGCCGGAACUGCCGCAUUACCGCUUGACAAAGCUCGUGAUGCUUCUCGUGAAUUCGCCGAGACUAUUCGAGAACAACUUGAAAAGGCUUACUAA